This is a messenger RNA of Trichoderma aggressivum f. europaeum, 1611 nucleotides long. RefSeq lists its product as uncharacterized. Lineage: Eukaryota; Fungi; Ascomycota; Sordariomycetes; Hypocreales; Hypocreaceae. Gene Ontology annotation, biological process: mitotic DNA damage checkpoint signaling; protein phosphorylation. Bases 1 to 1611 code for a protein of 536 amino acids. Gene Ontology annotation, molecular function: protein serine/threonine kinase activity; ATP binding. Gene Ontology annotation, cellular component: nucleus; cytoplasm. The transcript has a single exon. The record is from RefSeq and is a predicted model, not a curated record.
AUGACACAACCAACGACAGUUUCCGAUGGCAUACCGAUCGAUGUGACCAGCGACAUCGAGUUUGCAGUCUUCUCUGCCGAUAAUGAGGCUGCAAUUCACCUUUUAGAAACCAUCCAAUGCAAAUCAUCGCCCCCGACGCUCAAGAGCGACGAGAACGCAAUCGGCUACCAACUAUCAAUACCUUUGUCAUGCGACAGCCCUGACGCCAGACGGUUCAGAUGGCGCAUUGGCGCUGGUGCAUCUCCGGCUUUGGUUGAGAAAGGGUUAUGCUGUUGUGAGCCAGACAUUCUCCUGUGUCCACCGGGGAGGACGCCCGGCUCUGCGGCAGUUCGGCGAUUCAUCAAAGACAUACACGCCACCAUUCAUUUCCAUCCGCAGUCUGGGGUUUUGCUGCUCAAGACACACUCUAGUCGACCUCUUAUAUACGAGCAAGGCGGUAUGGACAAUGAUGAUUUGAUACUGGACAUGUUGGGGAGGAUCAAUACGUGCGUUCUGCGGCGACAACGGAACCUUUUUCGCUUUGGCCAGUACCGCUUUGCUCUUGAAUUCAUUGUCGGAGACGGUGACUUGAGCAGAGUCAAGGCGCAGCUCGACGAGAAUCUCGGUUGCCGCUUCAAUGGCUCCCGACCCUCUCAGCUGCUCAAUUUUAUUCCCGUGCAGCAUCCUGAGACGUCUUGGAACGUGUGGCUGCAUCAAAAGAUUCCAAACACCUCUAUAACAUCUGGCGUAAACAUCCACACUGGACAGCCAGUUGCUGUUGGGGAGCUGCAACUAACAGCUAGAUCACGGCAGCACACGCUACGCCGGCUCCAGCUCGCAUGUCAGUACAAGGGCAGACCAGACAAGGGCGUUCUCGGCAUCAUUGACGCCUGGUGCGAACACAAGGCAUCGCCGCCAUGUCUCUUCAAUGAACCUGAACCCCCUCAUCGUUGCAGGCGUUUAUUCUAUUCCAUGCCUCUCGCUGAACACCAUUUUCUCAACAUGCCUUGGAAGAAGAUUGACACAAACACUCGUCUUCUUUAUUUCCAUCAGACUUUAGUAGGGCUAGCUGAAUUACAUCGGCAAGAUGUUACGCAUGGAAACAUUCUGCCCGAGUCGUUGCUUAUAUUACCUGGCACUAAGCCCACGCCAAUGUCGGAUCGCUCUCAUCCCAAAAGGGCGGUUAUUUCCCUUUGUAUGCAGCAAUUAGACAAGCCCAAUCAGAGCGUCUGUGUUGCCCCAGAGGUUUGGCGAAACCGGAAACCUGUGGAUGGAACAAAAGUUGAUGUCUGGGCACUCGCUGCUUCUUGGCUCUUCGCUUUCGUGCGGCCACCAAGCGGUAUCAAGAUAACCAAAGCGUCUUACUCAACCCUGCAAAAGACUCUGGAUACGCAGAUUGAAAAGGGCUUCAUGAAAGAGCCAUUUGCAGCCCUUUUACGACAAAUGCUAGCCUGGGAACCGCACGAUCGACCGAGCACGACCGAGUUGCUUGCAGACACAACCUGGGAAUCUGUGCUGGCACACGCGCAGUUGCUUGAAGACAGCAACAAACGAAAGCGAAUGGAAAAGAUGCAACACUCUCCUAGCCAGGCGAGGAGAGUCAGGUUACUCUCUCCAGGCGUAAAUGAUUGA